This is a messenger RNA of Nicotiana attenuata, 1624 nucleotides long. Its product is annotated as triosephosphate isomerase, chloroplastic-like. The transcript has 9 exons. Gene Ontology annotation, biological process: glycolytic process; glyceraldehyde-3-phosphate biosynthetic process; gluconeogenesis. Gene Ontology annotation, molecular function: triose-phosphate isomerase activity. Bases 125 to 1093 code for a protein of 322 amino acids. Lineage: Eukaryota; Viridiplantae; Streptophyta; Magnoliopsida; Solanales; Solanaceae. Gene Ontology annotation, cellular component: cytosol. The record is from RefSeq and is a predicted model, not a curated record.
CCGCAAUGAAUCGUGAAGCAAGCCGAUAGAUAACACUAAUAGAUGUUCCCAACAACCACCAAAAAUCAGAGAAGAAAAAGCUGCCAUUUGAAACACACCUUUAAUCUUCACACAGUUGUGGAAAAUGGCGGUAGCUUCAACUUCUUCUUUAGCUUCUCAACUCUCUGGCCCCAAAUCCUCCUAUUCAUGUCCUCAGUUCUCUGGCCUCCGACCGUCUUCUUUGAACUCUGUUUCCCUUUCCACUACUCGAUCCUUUUUCCAAAAUGUUGACUCUCACCUUCGCCUUUCUUCGUCUCAGAAAGGUUGCAGAGCCGUCGUCACCAUGGCCGGCUCCGGCAAGUUCUUUGUUGGUGGCAAUUGGAAAUGUAAUGGAACAAAGGACUCCAUAAGCAAGCUUAUCUCUGAUCUGAACAGUGCAAAGCUCGAGUCUGAUGUUGAUGUGGUUGUAGCACCUCCCUUUCUGUACAUUGAUCAAGUAAAGAGUUCACUAACUGAUAGGAUUGAGAUUUCUGCUCAAAAUUGUUGGACUGGCAAAGGUGGAGCUUUCACGGGUGAAAUCAGUGUGGAACAGUUGAAAGAUCUUGGCUGCAAGUGGGUCAUUCUUGGGCAUUCUGAGCGUAGACAUAUAAUUGGAGAAAAUGAUGAAUUUAUUGGGAAGAAAGCUGCUUAUGCUUUGAGCCAGAACAUUGGAGUUAUAGCUUGUAUUGGAGAGCUAUUAGAGGAAAGAGAAGCGGGAAAAACUUUUGAUGUAUGUUUCCAGCAAUUGAAGGCUUUUGCAGAUGCUUUACCAAGUUGGGAUAAUGUUGUCAUUGCAUAUGAGCCUGUAUGGGCUAUUGGAACUGGUAAAGUGGCGACACCUGAGCAGGCUCAGGAGGUGCAUGCAGCUGUUCGUGAUUGGCUUAGUAAGAAUGUCUCAGCAGAAGUUGCUUCCAAAACACGCAUUAUAUAUGGAGGCUCUGCUAAUGGAAGCAACUGUUCUGACCUUGCAAAGAAGGAAGAUAUUGAUGGCUUUCUAGUAGGGGGUGCUUCCUUGAAGGGUCCUGAGUUUGCCUCCAUUGUUAAUUCUGUGACAUCCAAGAAGGUAGCUGCUUGAUCAUUUAUCAUGGGUUGUCGUCGUGGAAAAUAAAUGGCUUAGAGAAAUACCAGUGCCAGAAGAAUCAGAGACCAAUUUAAGAAUGAGUUUUGACUCAUGGAAUUUUGAUAACUUUCCAACUCUUCAUUUGUAACUUCUCAUCCAUCACAUUUAAUAGGGAAAAGGGUCAAAAUUGCCCCUCUACUGUUGUUUAUUGGUUACUUGUGCCACCCGUUAUACUUUUCGGUCAUUCUCGUCCCUGGGUUCGACGCCGAGGAAGCCGAUCCACGCCGUAUCAACAUGGGUUCGACGGCAACCGCCAAAGGUGAAGGCUUUCCUGGCAGUGGCCGCCAUGCCGGCGGCGUUAGUGCUGCUACGCCUUAGUUCAUGAGUUCAUUUUCUGCUUUUGUUACUUAAACUACAAUUUGGUUUCAGAUGCUCGAGGCCACCUUAGUUCAGAAAGGAAAAGUAGGUUAGGGAGAAACCAUGUGCAAAGCAUAUACUCUGAUACCACCCUUGUAAGAAGACAAGUGUAUUUCUUUGGAGAAUGAA